Molecule: messenger RNA, 348 nt
Organism: Echinostoma caproni
Lineage: Eukaryota; Metazoa; Platyhelminthes; Trematoda; Plagiorchiida; Echinostomatidae
Source: the annotation of a GenBank genome assembly
AUGUUUGACAACGGGUUGGGUGAUAAGUUUGUUCUUUACAGUGGAACUCUGAUCGAAUCCUACAGACAUCAUCAUAUCAUUCCUUGGGAUGAUGAUCUCAAUGUUUUGGUUGGUGUAACUGUUAAAUCCAAUUUGCAAACACUGUUAGAACAACUCAGUCCAGAGUACCAAUUGAGAAAACAACACUAUCGGGAUAAAUUCCCCACUACGAAACAAAAGAAUCACAAUAAAUUCUACACAUUCACCGAUCUCGUGUUUGAUACUGACUCGUCCGAUCUGCUUCUUAGUCACUGUGUAUCUGUAUCCCCAUUGGGUUGGCCUAAUUUGGACAUUGGAUACUAUCAGUAA